AUGCAGGCAAUAAUGAGUUAUAUUGGUGGAAUGCUCACCUAUAUGACAAUCUUGGCGAACGGGAUCAACGACCUAAAACUGAUGAAGAAUGGACAAGACCGUCAUCUUCUAAAUCUGGAGGUAAGUUUGACUCCUGCCAUAUUGGACUGUUUAGUUAACCUACCGCCUUUCCAUAGGGACAAAACGUUAUACAUAUAGCCCAGGUAUGUUUCUUUGACCUUUCAAAGAGUAGCUGUAGAUACUGAUGAAACUCUAGAGGACUGGGAGAUUGUGCCACAGCCAACUCGCCCUUCUGGCAAACCUUGUCAUGGCAAUUUCACCAACUCCCAAGAAUUCUCCAAAGUAGAAUGGCCGGAAGAGGUUCCAUCUUUUUCUCGCUUUUCAGAACUUGCUUGCGAGGUGAGUAAUUCCAUAGCAGCUGGUCCUGGGAGCUAUGAAACGAAGAUCAUAGCUCAUGACCCUUCAAACACUGAUCCUUGGUCGGACUAAUAUUUGAAUGCUAACUAACUAUUGCUUUCCAACUAGCUCCAAAUACAAAUUUGGGAAUACGCUCUCCCAGGACCCGGCAUUAUUGAUUUACACAUCCAACAGCGUAGAGGCCAAGGAUUCUGCUCGUAUGUGCUUACAACAGAUAAACAUACACUUGCCUCCAGACAAGCGCAUCUUCAAAUUGCCGCCUUGCGCGAGAAGUGUUUCUCAAGCACUAUCAUCCACUUCGGCUUCAGGAUCCACCAGACUUCGCACCCAGUCAUGAGAUAUGGUUGCAACUACAGCCACCCGUCAUCUAUAUCAAUAAAGCCUAUGAUACGCUGAUACUCGACUGUAACGUUCUCCAACGAUUCGAAGCACAAGGCGGACACAUGGACUUAUCAAAACUUCAACACUUGGCCCUCAAGGAAUUCGGAAUGGCCGCGAUUAGCGCUCACAUAUAUCUAGAAAAGACCCUUCCCUCUCUCAAGACUAUAACCCACAUUCUUAACCACGACAUUCUCUCCACCAAAAAUGUCAAAACACUGCGCGACUUCGGCUUUCGAGGUAGAAUGUCGAAGAGCCCCAAACACAAUUUCCAAUUGAUCAACGUCGGCGGAUCAUUGGAGAGAAGCGACAUCUUUUGGGAAAAUUCCGAGUCUGUACUCCAAUCCGACUUCUCAGGGUCCCCGAAGCGAGUCCUGAAGAGAUGGUGGAAAACAAUGGAGAAAGUGAGAUCGACCUUAAGAUUUGCUUUGAUUUUAAAUCAUAACCCAAUCAUCUCCCAGGAGAAAUGGAAGCCUGUGAAGUCUAGAUUCUGCUUGCUAGCUAGGGAAAACGAUCUCAACUAGUGGUCCUCCGAAGUCCUUUACCUCAUCCCACGUGGAAAGGAGAACGAUAAAAACGACGAUAUUGCGUAUUACACGCUCCGACCGAAAGCCCCCUAUAAAAAGCGUACCCCUCGUCUAUUGAUCGAGGAUGAGAGAUGGGAACUUGAUCGAAGAUAUGGUUCGCAGAGGCGGAUAGUAGCUCAGAAACAUUUUGGCUUCUUCCUGAACCCUAGAGGACAAUAUCUGGAGGGUUUGUACGACGGAAUUCCUGCAUUGUUUGGUGAAGAAGUUCCUGAAGAGUCUGAGGCUCAGAAUGAGCUUGUCUUCACGGCCAAAUGUGACUAG
Messenger RNA from Hymenoscyphus albidus, 1643 nucleotides. Lineage: Eukaryota; Fungi; Ascomycota; Leotiomycetes; Helotiales; Helotiaceae. The record is from the annotation of a GenBank genome assembly.